AAACAGGGUUUGAGCUAAGAGCUGAACCCUGAACAGCCUCAGGCUCCACAGUAGGGUUGAAAUCUCACAGGUAACCCCACACAGCUCCCCCAAAAGCCCCCCUAGGCUGUGCUGUGGGCCAACAUUUCAUUUUCUCCAGAGAAAAACUGUCCCAAGGCCUCAGAUGGAGUGAAAAGCAACAAGUGAAAAGCCAAAAGCUCGGUCCAAGAGGAACAGCGAGGAGGUCUGGCUGGCUAGGGUAUAAUGGGGUAAAAAAUGAGGUUUCUGGAGGAAAAAAUGCCAGCAAAUCUUCAGGAUCUGCAAACCCCUUGUGCAACGCUCAGGUCUGGGGAGAACCCCCCCUCUUUCCUCAUACCAGGGCCAGAAGCUGACAUCCAACCCUCCCCAACAUCACCCCCUGCAUCCUGCCCUGAUUUCCCCCUGGAGCUGGCGCUGGGGUCCGGCUGCUGCAUGGAUGCGGGGAGCAGUGUGGUUAUUUCCCAGCAUCUCUGUUUCCUUACCCGAGCACGGAGCGAGCGCGCGUCCGGCGGCGCGCACUGGGAGGAGGGGGACGUUUGCCGACGUUUCCCGGCGUUUCCCCGCAUCCUCGGGGCCGGGGCGACGCGGGGAGGUGGAGCAGCCCGCGGAGAGCUGCAUCCCCGCAACCGCCGAUCCCACCAGCAGGCGCAGGAAGCAGCGUCUCCGCAUCCUCCGCUGGGCAGACGGCACCGGGAUAACGGCAUCCACAUCCCACGCCGCUGGGGUAGGGGCUUGACACACACACACACACACACACACACACACGGGUGGGGGGGUGCUGGGACAACCCCCCAGAAACCAGAUUUGGGGUGCGGAGGGGGGGGGGGGGGCUGCGGGGGGACCCUCUCUGCUUGCAAGCAGGUCGGUGGGGACUGUUGCGGCCGGGAUUGGAGGAGCGUGGAGAGACUCUCGGCACAGCGGAGAUGCUGCCCUGGCGCCGGAGCAAGUUUGUGCUGGUGGAGAACGAACGUAAGUGCAAGAGCAAGAGCCUGGGGCCGGGGCUGAGCUACGCUGCGCUGCUGGCCGGGUUCCUGCGCUCCUGCCCGGACCUCCUGCCCGAAUGCCCGCUGGAGAGACUGGGCAGCGUCUUCCGUGGCAAGCGCCAGAAAGUGGAGCUGAACAAAGAGGACCCGACGUACACGGUGAGGUACCUGGGCAACGCCGUCACCCUGCACGCCAAGGGCGAGGGCUGCACGGAGGAGGCGGUGGGCAAGAUCUGGGCGAAGAGCGACGCGGGAGCUGGCGGGGUGAAGAUGAAGCUGACAUUGGGACCUCAAGGCAUCCGCAUGAGCCCGUGCGAGAAGGGGGCCCGGCGGCCAGGCCACGCGUACCUCCUGCACCGCAUCACCUACUGCGCCGCCGACCGCCGGCACCCCAAGGUGUUCGCUUGGGUCUACAGGCAUCAAGUGAAGAACAAGGCGGUGGUGCUGCGGUGCCACGCCGUCCUCGUGUCCAAGGCCGACAAGGCACGUGCCAUGGCCCUGCUCCUCUACCAGACCUCCUCGUCCGCCUUCAACGAGUUCAAGCGGCUCAAGAGGCAGAACGACUUCCGCCACGUCCAGCAGCAGCUCCUGGGCGAUGCCAUCGUGCCCUUGGUGCCCCUGCGCCGGUUGCUCAACGCCAAGUGUCCCUACCGCCCGCCGGCCGAACGCACCCGCUGCGCCCCGCGCCUCAGCUCCAUCCUGGAGGAGGAGGAGGAUGAGGCCUUCGGCAGCGGGGCACCGCGGGGGGACGGCGCUGAGCGUGCGGCCGUGCUGCGCCUGGCCAGGGAGAUGCGGGGCUGCAGCCUCCAUGGCGUGUUGAGCCACGCACACCCCAUGGCGGGGACCGGCUGAACCUGGACCUCCCGUGGGGAUGGAUGUGGACAAGACAGCGGCUUCAUUCGCAAGGCAGAGCCCUUGGGGGGGGGGGGGUGUGUGUGUGUGUGUGAUGCACCCCCCCAUUCCCACACACAAACCUGCUCUCGUGCCUCCUCCACAGCGGCCAUAAUAAACCAACAUGUGUUUUCUGCGGUGUA
Molecule: messenger RNA, 2035 nt
Organism: Pezoporus flaviventris
Lineage: Eukaryota; Metazoa; Chordata; Aves; Psittaciformes; Psittacidae
Gene: FAM43B
Product: family with sequence similarity 43 member B
Exons: 1
Coding region: 942-1853 (303 amino acids)
Source: RefSeq, a predicted model, not a curated record